This is a messenger RNA of Periconia digitata, 978 nucleotides long. NCBI's taxonomy places the organism in Eukaryota, Fungi, Ascomycota, Dothideomycetes, Pleosporales, Periconiaceae. The record is from the annotation of a GenBank genome assembly.
AUGGCAGCUGUUAUGAAGUACAUACUUCCCGCAAGCCUCCUGCUGGCCUCGAGUGCGGCGUGGAACACGGAUGUACAUAAUCAAAUCGGAUUCAUGGCAGAGGAGCUCCUCACCCCGCAUGCCGUAGCCGUACUCUCACAGCUCCUCGAGCCGCAGUACAACGGCUCCAUAGGCCGUGCGGCUGCCUGGGCUGAUGGCUAUGCACAUACCGACGAAGGUCGAUUUUCGUAUCAAUGGCAUUGGAUAGACGCCCAUGAUUAUCCGCCUGAACGAUGUAAUCUCAACUACACACGCGACUGUGCCCAUGGAGGUUGUGUUGUUUCUGCCAUUGCCAAUCAGACCAGCAUCUUGAAAGGGUGUAUUCAAGACGUGCAGACUGGAAUCUUUUCAGGCGGUACGAACCUGACUUGCUCGUAUGCACUGAAAUGGGUAUCGCAUUUCCUCGGAGACAUUGCGCAACCGCUGCACGCUUCUCAAAGAGCCGCUGGAGGGAACUUCUUCCGCGUCAAGUUUGGAAACAAGUCGACAGAACUCCAUGCUGUUUGGGAUGGAUACAUUCCGUACCUCGCAGCCAACGUCAGCGAACCAUUCUCGAACCAGUCGAUCGCGCCAUUCUUUUCGAAUCUCGUGUCUCGAAUCCGAAAAGAUCAGUUCUACGAAGCUCCGUAUAUGUGGACUGCAUGCACGGAUCCUGCGCGGUCGGUUGAGUGCGCUACUCGUUGGGCUACUGAAAGCAACCAGUGGACGUGUGAUUACGUCUACAGUCGGGUGAAUCAGUCUGCAGAUCUGGCAGAAGACGGUUACGCGUUCGGUGCGGUUUCCAUUGUCGAGUUGCAGAUUUCCAAAGCCGCUCUUCGACUUGCGACUUGGUUGAACAAUCUUGUGGAUGGGGUGGCAGUGACUGCAGGUGGGGAGACUUCUUGGGGAAAGAGUACAAUCUCACACGAGCAAAUCGUUCUGGAUCUCACGGAAGAAUAG